GCGGACAGUUCCGCGGUCCUGACGACCUUCAAGAGAAGGAAAUAAAAAUGCCGAAACAAGUGAAAGAGUGUUUGCUGCAGGGAUGCGCUGAAACUGGUCGCUCUGGACUGAUGAGAAGGGGACACAUAGGAUGAGCUAAUAAAGCAGUAGGGAGAGCAAGUGACGGAGCACUGGCGGCUUGUAGAUCACUGACAGGGGAGAGCGGUGAUAGUAACGAGUUGUGAAUGAAUAAUAGUAGCGAGUAAGUGCAGCGCAAGGGUAUCCGUGACGUGUAGUUUGCAGCUUUAGUCUGGACGUGCAGUGUGAGAAGUAGAUCGGGCUGCUGAGCUGCAGCAUUUCUAGCGAUAAAGUAGGACGAGGAGUUGGAAGGAAGGAGCUGUCGGCCGGCAGAGGAGAGGAUCGGAGGCAUCUGUGGAAAUGUGCGACUCUGCUGGGUGUUUGGCCUCCGCGCAGUGACAGCGCCUCCCCUCCUGGAGCCCGACAUGCCCGGCGCUGUAGGCUGGUCAGAGAGCGGCAAUGCUUAUUACCAGUCGCAGAAGCAAUGCAACAAGACGUCGUUUGCCUUUUACCAGGCGGUGAGGGACCUGCUGCCCGUGUGGGUGCUGGAGGACAUGCGGCUCAUGGAGGUGCUGCACUGGGAGGAGGGGGGUAAGGUGAGCAGCUACUCUCCCUCGGAAGCUCUGCUCUACGCCUUGGUGCACGAUCACCAGCCCUAUGCCCACUACUUGCUCGCCCAUUACCCGCAGGAGGCUCUGGCCAUGCCCAGUAUAAGCUUCAGCUGCUGCCAGUCCUCUGCCCCGCACCUCGCCAUGGCCAUCAGGUACGGACGGGUAGCGAUUCUCCGCACCAUCCUACACACCCUGCGGGCGGCUCCUCACAGCGGCCUGGCCGGCUACAUUAACCGCAGAGGCUGCCAUCGCGUGGAAGGCGGAAAGACGCCGUUGCACUUGGCGUGCGAACUGCACCGAACGGACUGCUUGAUCCUCCUCCUGGGACACGGCGCUUGCCCUCAUAUCGCUGACGCCAGCGGGAACACUCCCUUAGACACCCUGCUCCAAGUUAUGUGGGAAAGCCAGCGAGAGCUGCGACUCAAGCGACUCUGUCUGGACUCACUGCUGCUCUAUCUGCCCGAAGGACUGACCUUUAAACUGAAAGAGCAGCUGCGCGCCGAGCCCACAGCCUGGAAGGAACUGGUGGGACAGGACUUGUACGUGUGGCUCGCUGGCACCUCCCCGCCCUCCCUCUUUACUGUCUCUAUGCAGAGGCUGCUCAGGGCCCUCCCCACACACAGAUUCCCCGAGGCUCUGGAAGAACUCUCCCUGCCAGACUUCCUAAAACCCCAGGCCUUGAGAAAGCAGCCCUCCCCCAAAUGAACCCGUGCCAAGUGCUGCUGUGUCUGGACUCUGGCCAGAACUGUAUGGCCAUUAAAUGCAGUGUGACUUAUUGUGUAGAGCUUUUUAUAUGCAAGCCACAGGGGCCUUCUAGUGUUGCAGGGGCUGCUCUGCCCUCUAUACAUGGUGGGGGCAUGGGGAGUACAGCUAUAUGUUGCAGCUCAGGGAUGUCCAAUCUGUGGCUGUCGGGCUGUUUUGUAAAUACAGCACCCGGGGUCACUGGAGCUUGAAGUCCAACAGCAGAUGGACGGGCAAAGGUUGGACUUAGGGUCAGGGCACACGCUCAGAUUAAGGGAGAUUAGUCGCCGGCGACAAAUAUCCUCUUCUCCAUUUUCCCAAGUUGCUCCAAGUGCCAUCCCACCGGCGAUUUACAUUCUAGCCAGCGGGAAACAGUUUGGGGAGAUUAGUUGCCGGGCGACUUAUCUCCCCAAAUCUGAUCGUGUGCCUUUACCCUUAUAGUGUAGCUAAAAUAUAGGCUAAGAAUAUGAGUCUAAGAACUUCAGGGUUAACAAUAGGUUAGCAGUGAAACCUGCACUGUACCAAUCUACACGAGUCCCAGACUAUGCAACCACUUGCACAGAUAUGUAAGGUCAAACAAACUACUAUUAUAGUUCAUUUGUGAAGCACCAACAUAUUCCUCAGUGCAGUACAAUGCAUUGGUGGAAACACAAGCAAUGCACGUAAGCAACAAACAAAAGCAAAUGAAAGGGUCCUGCCAGCAAGAGCUUACAAUCCAGGGGUGUCCUUACAGGCUGUGUAAUACCAGUGUGUGUGUGUAACAAUGACAACUUAUAGGGAGCCUGGUGGGGAUCCUGAGUAACUAGCAAUUUCAAUCUUCCCAACAUUCCCUCUCAUUUGUUUUUGGUUGUUUAUGCAAUCGGGGGGCCCCAUACAUGGGCCAAUGAGCUGCCGACUUGGUCUGUCAGCAGCUUUUAUCGGCCCGUGUAUGGCCACCUUUACUUAUAAAUGGUGCUCAGUUCUCAGCCAUUACAAAAAGGAAGAUGUGUACGGGUUAUAAUAUUGAUCAAAAUGUAUUUUUGUUACAGAAAAACUUGAUAUUCACAGUAAUUACAGGGGCAAAUUUGCUCCAGGCCAAGUAGACCAUAGCAACCAAUGAAAAAGGAGUAUUUACCCGUCUGCUGUGUGACACUGAACAGCUAAUUGGUUACUGUGGAUUACUUGAUUUGGGGAAAAUAUUACACUGGUUGCACAAACAAUAGGCUUUGGGUUCUGUGAAUUUAAAAACAAAAUCUGUGUUUGACCUACUGUUAAAGGGGUAGUUCACCUUUAAAUUAACUUUUAGAAUAAUGUAGACCAUGAUAUGUUGAGACAGCUUGUACAUGAUCUUCAUUUUUUAAUCUUUAAUACGACUUAGGUUUGUGUUCAUUUGCCAGCCAGUUUGGGAUUUCAGCAGCAAUGUAGUUGUUAGGGUCCAAUUUAUCCUAGCAACCAGGCAGAAGUGGAACAUGGGAAGAUGAGGGCCCAAACAGAAAGAUAACUAAUACAAAGUAACAAUAAUCUGUUACCCCUUAUUGGAAGCUGGCAGAAGAAGAAGAAGGCCAACAAUUUAGGAUGGAACUAUAUAAAAUUAAGCCAACUGCAAUAUUGCAAAGACUAUGCUAUUCUAUAAAAUACUAAAUGGUAACUUAACGGUGAACAACCCCUUUGCAUAGAGAAUUUCAGUAAAAAUAUUAUUUACCUGCAUAGAUACCUAUCUCAGGCACCUUACCAACAAAACAUCUACAUAUCAACAACAUGUUCAAAAAAAUGUUCUUUAUUCAGUGUUAAAUAAACGUUUUGCAAAGAGGCUUCUUAAAUUCUCCAACAGAAUUGCAGAUCAAUAGACUCAAAACCUGUUACGCUCAGUGCAAACCAGCGUGUUUAAAUUGUAGUUGCAUCCACUAAAUCAGCUCAGUGACACAGCUUGCCACAGUUCAGCAGAAAUACAUUUAACAGCUUUUUUGUUUUUUUUUACUGGUGUGGGAUUUUAGGGGGCUUAUUUAUCAAGAAGUGAUCUGUCACUUUCACAUACACUCAUAAAUGGGCCCCUUUUGUCUCCUCCAGGAAUCUAUUGUUCUCAGUAAUGCUUUCUAAUGCACAAUUCUCAGCCUGCAAUGUUUGCUAUAGCAAUGUUGUUUUUAAAAAAAACAAGAGGAAAACUCAAGCCCAAAAUAAUAAUUGUCCUACAAAGUAUCCCAUUGAUUGAGAUGAUCCCAAAUACGUGAACAUUCUGUGCCUCGGUAUCUGCACUGUUAGGAAAGCAGUGGAUGUAUGGCACAUAGAGAUGGACUCGGCAUACUUCAGGGCACUUUACACAGAUGUACAUAUACAAUGAUGUCUCUGCUAGACUGACAUCUCUGCUUACCUCACUUCACUCGUACUGUAUUUGUCAAAAAAUAUUGUGUAUUUAUUUUCUGUUGCCAUUGUAGCACUGAUAAAAGUAAAUGAUACCAAUA
Messenger RNA from Xenopus laevis (African clawed frog), 3847 nucleotides. It is a transcript of the gene ankrd9.L, whose product is annotated as ankyrin repeat domain 9 L homeolog. The coding region runs from base 483 to 1373 and encodes 296 amino acids. NCBI's taxonomy places the organism in Eukaryota, Metazoa, Chordata, Amphibia, Anura, Pipidae. The transcript is spliced from 2 exons. The record is from RefSeq and is a predicted model, not a curated record.